Messenger RNA from Rotaria socialis, 2631 nucleotides. NCBI's taxonomy places the organism in Eukaryota, Metazoa, Rotifera, Eurotatoria, Philodinida, Philodinidae. The record is from the annotation of a GenBank genome assembly.
AUGCAUCAAUCAUCAACAUCAGUAACUAGAGAUGAUAACCGUACAACCGAAAAUCUAUCACAAUUACGUGUUAAAAUAUGUUCCGUACGUUUACCAUCAUCAAUAAAACCUGUUGAUAUUAGUGUUUUAAUGGAAGUUGAUAAUAAACAUAUUUAUAGAACUGAAAUUAUGCGUAAAAAAAGUAAAUUAAAUCCUAAUACUUCAGUAAUCACUAUUAAUCAAUCGUUUGACAUACUUGUGACACUAAAUUCUAAAAUACUAAUUAAAAUUUAUUAUCCAACACGUCUUUUUGGUAAUCAUGAUAUAGGACAAUUACAAUGUAAUAUUAAAUCGAUUAUCGAUGAUUAUCAUUCAUCUGAACAAAGCACUGAUAAUGUCGGUACUAUACCAUCUUAUCUUGUUAAAUUACCCUAUGAUAAUCUAACAAGACCAUCAUCAAUAUUUCGUUCUCAUGACAGUAAUAAUAUUUCAAAUGGUAUCAUUGAAAUUAUUUUUUAUGGUUCUUUACUCAGACAACUUGAUGAACAUAGACAGCGGCAAAAUUUACCACUAGAUAUACAGCAACAAUCAGAGUCAUUACCGAGUCAGUUAACGUCAGAAAAUAAUGUUGAAAUACAAAACGAAUCGUCAUUAUCAGAUGAACAAACUUCCGAAACGAAUUCAGCAUCAAUAAACAAUGGUAAGCGUUCAAGACGGCGUCCAUCAGAUAAUCAAGCAAAUGAUGCAAAUACAGAAAUAGAAGUUUCAACAGCAGCAGCAGCAGCUAUCGCUAUUCCCGAAAAAGAGCAAACCACAACAAAAGCAAAUGGAACAUCUUUAACAGAUCUUAAAGAACAAUUACCCCCGGGCUGGGAGAUGCGAACCGAUAAUUUAGGUCGCCCCUAUUAUGUUGAUCAUAACCUUCGUCGAACAACUUGGUGUCUUAAAAAAGAAAGACUCCCACCUGGCUGGGAAGAACGUGUUGACAGUCGUGGCCGUGUCUAUUAUGUUGAUCAUACUACUCGGACAACAACAUGGAAAUUACCAACUGCUUCUCAUUUAUCAAAUGUUGCUGAAUGGCAAAAUAAUUAUGCUCGAAGCCAUUCUGUAUUUAAUCAGUUUGAACAUCGAUUUUUACCACAAAUUGAUGCCAACGCUCAACCUAGUGAUGUUCCUAUUUCGACUGAAGAAUCUUUACCAGAAGGUUGGGAAAAAAAACAGGAUAAUCAAGGUCGAAUUUAUUAUGUGAAUCAUAUAUCUAAAACAACACAAUGGGAAGAUCCACGACGAAUGGAUAAUAAUAUAUUUGAUAUGCCGUUACCACACGGUUUUGAAAUGCGUUAUACAAAAGAUGGGCAAGUUUAUUUUGUUGAUCACAAUGCAAAAACAACAUCAUUUCGAGAUCCACGUAAUGGUCUUAUGCCCUCUUCACUUGAAUCCGAUAUCGCUUCACCGAAUUAUCGACGAAGUUUCUCACAUAAAGUUAGACAAUUUCGCUAUCUGUGUAAAACAAACUCUACAAAUGGGCAGUUAAAAUUAACGAUUCGUCGAGAUAAUCUUUUCAAUGAUUCCUAUACGAAUAUAAUGCAAUGCCAAUCAAGUGAACUUCGCCGUCGUCUAUAUCUUCUCUUCAAAGGUGAAGAAGGUCUUGAUUAUGGUGGUGUAGCAAGGGAAUGGUUUUUUCGUUUGUCACAUGAAGCACUCAAUCCGAUGUAUUGUUUAUUUGAAUAUGCUAAUAAAAAUAAUUAUUAUCUUCAAAUCAAUCCGGCAUCAUCGAUCAAUCCAGAUCAUUUAACUUAUUUUCGAUUUAUUGGUCGUAUUGUUGCUAUGGCUCUUUAUCAUGAAAAAUUUAUUGAUAAUGGUUUUAGUUUGGCAUUCUAUAAACGCAUGCUUGGCAAACCACUAACAAUAUAUGAUUUAGAAUCCUUAGAUCCAGAAUUUUAUAAUGGUUUAUUAUGGAUACGUGAAAAUAAUUUAAAUCUUAAUGAUAAUCUUGAAUUAUAUUUCAAUUCAUCGUUUGAUUUAUUGGGAAAAAUUGAAAGUAUUGAAUUGAAAUCAGGCGGUAAUGAUAUCAAAUUAACAGAAGAAAAUAAAACAGAAUAUAUUGAAUUAAUGACAAAAUGGAGAUUUACACGCGGUGUCGAAGAACAAACUAGAGCCUUUUUAUAUGGCUUUAAUGAGGUUGUGCCUCAACAGUGGACUCAAAUAUUUGAUGAACGUGAAUUAGAAUUACUACUCUGUGGUAUAUCAAAAAUUGAUAUUCUCGAUUGGGAACGCAAUACAAUAUAUAAAAACUAUACUGAAGCAGCUAAACAAAUACAAUGGUUUUGGCAGUUUGUGCGUGAAAUAACCGAUGAACAACGGGCGCGUUUAUUACAAUUUGUUACUGGUACUUGUCGAGUGCCUAUUGGCGGCUUUGCUGAAUUACUUGGAUCCAACGGACCGCAAAAAUUUUGUAUAGAAAAAUAUGGCAAAGAAAAUAUAUUACCUCGAUCACAUACAUGUUUUAAUCGAUUAGAUUUACCACCGUAUAAGAAAUAUGAAAUUUUAAAAGAAAAACUUCUAUUCGCUAUUGAAGAGUGUGAAGGUUUUGGUCAAGAGUUAGUCUCUUUGCGUCAUCGUUUUCUUCAAUAUGUACAUUUUGAUUAUUGA